Messenger RNA from Drepanopeziza brunnea f. sp. 'multigermtubi' MB_m1, 1890 nucleotides. The record is from RefSeq and is a predicted model, not a curated record. Lineage: Eukaryota; Fungi; Ascomycota; Leotiomycetes; Helotiales; Drepanopezizaceae.
AUGGCAGGCUCCAUCGAGACAGCAGACCUCGUGGUCAUCGGUGCAGGCUGGUUCGGCCUCUCCGCCGCCAAAACCUACCUGCAAGUCCACCCCGCCUCCGAGGUCCUCCUCCUCGAAGCCUCCUCCUCCAUCGGCGGCGUCUGGUCGACCGACCGGCUCUACCCGAGCCUCCAGUCCAACAACAUGGUCGGCACCUACGAGAGCCCGGACUUCCCCAUGGACGAGCCCACCUGGGGCGUCCGGCCCGGCCAGCACAUCCCCGCGCAGGUCAUGCACGACUACCUCACUGCCUUCGCUCGCGAGUUCGGCGUCCUGACGCGCACGCGCUUCAACUCGCGCGUAGUUAGUAUCGAGCGCGGCGGGGAGGGGAGUGGGUGGACGUUGACGGUCGAAGGGAAAGGGGGGGUGGUGGCGGCGGUGGUGUUUGCGAGGAAGCUGGUGCUCGCCACGGGGAUGACGAGUCAGGCUUUCUUGCCGGCUUUCGAGGGCAGUGAGGCCUUUGGGAGGCCGCUGUUUCACUGUGGCGAGUUCUUGAAGUAUCGGGAGACGCUGCGGACGCUGGAGCGGGUGACGGUGUUGGGAGGUACGAAGUCGGCGUGGGAUGCGGUUUAUGCCUAUGCGACGCAGGGAGUGCAAGUCGAUUGGAUUAUCCGAGAAUCCGGACACGGGACUUGCUGGAUCUCACCUCCGUAUGUCACGCCGUUCAAAAAGUGGCUGGAGAAGCUCAUCCACACUCGCUUCUUGACGUGGAUGUCCCCUUGUAUCUGGGGAGCUGCAGACGGCUAUGGCUUCAUCAGGUCCUACCUGCACGGCACGGCCGCUGGACGCUUCGUCGUCGACCGCUUCUGGGAUAUUCUUGGCGCCGACGUUGUCUAUCGCAUGCAAUACGAUGCCCACCCAGAAACCGCAAAGCUCAAACCCUGGAUGGAGCCAUUCUGGACCGGAAACGGCCUCAGCAUCCUCAACUAUCCGACCCCGUUCUUCGACCUGGUCAAGCGUGGCAAGGUCAGAGUCCACAUAGCCGACAUCGACCGUCUCGAGAGCGGUAAGGUCGUCCUCUCUAGUGGAGAAAGCAUCGAGACGGAUGCCAUGCUCUGCGCUACGGGGUGGAAACACACAUCGCCCAUGAAGUUCAUUCCUCCCUCCCUCGAAGCCGAGCUCGGCCUCCCCACAGCCCAUGGCAGCACUCCCCCCGGGCUCCAAGCCGAAUCAGAGCUCCUCACGUCCCGAGCCGACGAAGAAAUCCUUUCCAGAUUCCCUCGAUUGAAGACUCAGCCAAAAGGUAACCCGAAGCUCAAGCCCCUCCCCUUGACCGACGACGAUGCCGCGCGGAACGACGCCCUCACUCCGCUGGACCUCUACCGCUUCAUGGUGCCCGCCAACCCCACGUUCACGGCUGCGCGCGACAUCGCCUUCGUCGGCCACCUGCUGACCAUCAGCACCGCCGUCCUGGCGCAGAUCCAAGGGCUGUGGGUGACGGCCUAUUUUGACGGCAAGCUGGCCGCGUCGCUGCUGGCCACUUCUGAAAACGGCGACGACGACGGCGGCUGCAGAGGCGGCGGCGGGACGGAUCUCCGGUACGAAGCGCGGCUGCAUAAUCGCUUUGGAAGGUGGCGGUAUCCGCACGGGUGGGGGGGCCAGAUCCCGGAUUUCGUGUUUGACAGCUUGCCUUAUGCUGACCUGCUGCUGGGGGACUUGGGAGUGAGCUUUAGGAGGAAGAGGGGGUGGUUCCGCGAGGUUGCGGAGCCGUAUGGGCCGGAGGAUUACGAGGGGGUUGUGGGGGAGUGGAUUGAUAAGGAGAGGGCGAGGGAGAGGGCGAGGGCGAGGGAGAGGGCGAGGGCGAGGGCGAGGGAGAGGGAGAGGGAGAGGGAGAGGGAGAAGGACGACUGA